AUGCAAGCCCCGCCUGUACGAUGUCUAAACCAAGAGAGGAAAGUGGAAGUCGAACCUCCCGGCGCAUUUGUUGUCAAACUCGCUGGCACUUCGUUCAGGUUAUUUUCCUGUCUAACUCUGUGGAUUAAAGAUUAAAGGGGCAUGACGACGGGCGUUUGCUGCCACCAGCCCGGCGACCCGUGUGACUGUGCCAAAGUCAGCGACGUUAAAACGACCGUGGCGGAAGAAGGAGGAGGCAGCGAGUCCCCGGCACACUGCUCUGUGCAGGUCAUGACCUUUGAUGAACACUUACUAUCCUCUGCGAUCAAACCUCUGCCAAACGAUGGUCCCAUUUGUCGCAUCUGCCACGAGGGAGGCUCGGCGGAAGGCCUGCUGUCCCCGUGCGACUGCACCGGCACGUUGGCCACGGUGCACAAGAGCUGCCUGGAGCUCUGGUUGUCUUCCUCCAACACCAACUACUGCGAGCUGUGCAACGCCCACUUCAGCAUCCAACGCAGACUCAGGCCUUUCACAGAGUGGCUGCACGACAAGAACUUGCGCGAGGAGAGGAGGUUGGCGUUCUGCGAUAUCAUCUGCUUCCUGUUCGUUACGCCGCUGGCCACCAUUUCGGGUUGGUUGUGCCUGAAGGGCAUCAAAGAUGACCUCCACCUUGGCAGCUUGCUGCAGAAUACGGGUCUCAUCUCCCUCACCCUCAUCCUCUUCACCAUCUACGUAGUCUGGACUAUGGUGUGCCUGCGGUUCCACUGUAAGUUGUACUCGGAGUGGAGAAGAAAGGAGCAGAAAGUGCAGCUGAUCGUCCCAAAAGUCACGGAAGCUGUAUCUUCCCAGCAUGCCUUGCUCUCCACCCCCCCCCCCUCAACACACCCUCUGAUGACAAUCCAGUAUGAGAGUCAAAAGGAGGAUGUGUUUUUCUGCAGGCUUUCUUUUGACUGAUGUUUUUAUUAGCGCUCUUGCAAGGUUGAUUCUGACAUGGGAAAAAUCCUAACAACAUGGGAGGAUGUCUGAAAAGUCCGUCGUUUUGCUUUGAAGUAGAAAUUUUAGGCUCUGUUUUGUCAAAGUUCCGGUGUAUAUUUUGACAGAUUUCUACUAAAUUUGAACCUCUUAAGCUAGACAGAUGGAUGAUGAUAAAUUGAGAAGAUAUUUGCAGAGGUUCUUCAGAGCACAAUCCUGCACAGAUGGUCUUGUGACAGCACCUUCACUUGGCACACGGUUGAUUAGGAUUUUAUUUAUGAACAAAUUGUUUUUGAUUAGCUGCAUCAUCAUAGUGGCCCCUGACAACAAUCUAAAAAUCUUUUCUUUUUUUUCAGCUCUGUAUCAUUUGUUAUGCUUGCAAAUUCUUCAUUUAUUGUGUUGUGUGUGUUUGAUUGUAUUAUUUAUUUGGAUUAAUAACUGUGAUUUUAUGUUCUUGCAUUUCUUGUAUUUAUAUUGAUGACUUGUUAUUAAAAAGGACAAUGUAAA
This is a messenger RNA of Syngnathus typhle (broad-nosed pipefish), 1458 nucleotides long. RefSeq names its product E3 ubiquitin-protein ligase MARCHF2-like. Bases 142 to 933 code for a protein of 263 amino acids. The record is from RefSeq and is a predicted model, not a curated record. The transcript has 5 exons. Lineage: Eukaryota; Metazoa; Chordata; Actinopteri; Syngnathiformes; Syngnathidae. Gene Ontology annotation, molecular function: zinc ion binding; ubiquitin-protein transferase activity. Gene Ontology annotation, biological process: protein ubiquitination.